AAAAAAUACAGAGGGUGGUGUUUCCAACUUUCAUUUCUGAACAAAUUUAAGGAAUGCUGUCUAGAAAGCUCAACCAACAACUUGGAAAACCUGUUAAAUCCUUAACUGGGUGGUUACUGACCAAGUUCUUCUUAUGGCACAACCGCGUCCUGGAAGAAAAUGCAGUGAAGCUCGCUGAGAUUCAGCCAGAUGACACAGUCCUGGAGUUGGGUUUUGGGCUCGGGCUGGGGCUCCAGGCAGCUGCUCCUCUCCUCACAGGCCCUAGGGGAAAGCUGUUUGGGGUUGAUUAUUCUGAGUACAUGUUCACAAAGGCCAGUGAAAGGAUGAGGGCUGAGAUUGAAUCUGGAAAGGUUACCCUCUUCAAUGGCAACAUCAUGGCCAUGCCCCUGCCUGACGGCUGUGUUGACAAGGUCUACCACUGCAAUUGCUACUAUUUCUGGCCUGACCUGAAGGCUGGAACCUCAGAAAUCCACAGGGUGAUGAAACCAGGUGGUCUCAUGGUGACAACUCUCAGACUUUCCUCAAUCAUGAAGUUAGCAUCAUCAAACAUUCUCCUAAAUGAUAACUGGAAACCCGAGGUCUUCAUGGAGGCCCUGCGAGCUACUGGAUUCUCUGAUGUUCGAAUGGAGAACAAGCAGGACAAGAAAAUAGUUUUCCAAGCCAUUUAUGCCACUGCUUCGAAAUGAUGCUUCUAAUAAGCAUUGCUUCUUUGAAAGCUUUGUUCAGGAAAAGACAACAGUACCUGGCAACUUAUGCUGCUAAGUUCCAGUACAUUUACGCUGAUCACAACUUACUAUUUGAAAGUUAGUGUGAUGCUGAUUAUCAUCAUGGUACAGUAAUCUCACUUAAAGAUUGAAAUAACAUUUUUCAAGUAUUUUUUGUUUGUUUUUAUUGAUUCCUGUAUAUCUACAGUACAUAUGUUCAGGGGAAUUAAAAGUAGCUUUAUUGAUAGUAUUACAAAUAAUCAUGGAGAUAUCCAAAAUCCAUGCUCUUUCAACACAAUACCAUUCAGUGUUUGCUAGGUGUAGAAGCAUAAACAACUUAAAAUUUUCUAUGGGGCUGUUUUGUAGUGUAUGGCUGAUAACCCCACUAUUGUUUGAGCUAAAUUAAGGAAUAUUUUAGUAUUUUCAGUGUUCUUCCUCUGACUUUAAACUGUUUAUAAACACAUACUGUGUAACCACUAGAGCAUUAAUGUUAAUUUACUAAUUCUAGAUGGUAUUAAAAUGUGG
Lepisosteus oculatus (spotted gar) is the source of this 1229-nucleotide messenger RNA. RefSeq names its product arsenite methyltransferase-like. Gene Ontology annotation, biological process: sterol biosynthetic process. Gene Ontology annotation, molecular function: sterol 24-C-methyltransferase activity. Gene Ontology annotation, cellular component: endoplasmic reticulum. Lineage: Eukaryota; Metazoa; Chordata; Actinopteri; Semionotiformes; Lepisosteidae. The record is from RefSeq and is a predicted model, not a curated record.